GGGCGGGCGGAGGAGCGGAGCCCGAGCUGCCUGGGGAGCGCUCGCUGGCUCGCUGGUUCGCCGCUGCCGCUGCGCUGCGCCCCGGCCGGUCGCCGCGGCCCGUGGAUGGGGAUGUCCGGCUGAGCCCCGGGAUCCGCCUCCCUCCUCCAGGAGCCGCACAGAUAAGUGAACCCCGAGAGCUGCUGCUGCUCUGUCGCUGUGCCGGAAUGGAGGCCCCACUGGUGAGUCUCGAUGAAGAAUUCGAGGACCUUCGUCCCUGCAGCUCGGAGGACCAGGAGGAGAAGCCGCGGGGUUUCUAUGGCUCAUCUCCCCCCCAUCUAGAGGAUCCCUCUCUCUCUGAGCUUGAGAAUUUUUCUUCUGAAAUAAUCAGCUUCAAGUCCAUGGAAGACCUCGUGAACGAGUUUGAUGAGAAGCUCAAUGUCUGCUUUCGGAACUACAAUGCCAAGACCGAGAACCUAGCUCCUGUGAAGAACCAGUUGCAGAUCCAAGAGGAGGAGGAGACGCUGCAGGACGAGGAGGUGUGGGACGCUCUGACAGACAAUUACAUCCCUUCACUCUCGGCAGACUGGAGGAACCCAAACAUGGAGGGUCUGAAUGGCAACAGCUCUGACAAUGAGAUCCAUGAGAAAGAAGAGGAAGAAUUCAAUGAGAAGAGUGAAAAUGAUUCUGGAAUCAAUGAGGAACCUCUACUCACAGCAGAUCAGGUGAUUGAAGAGAUUGAGGAAAUGAUGCAGAACUCUCCAGACCCCGAGGAAGAAGAGGAUGUGCUGGAAGAGGAGGAUGGGGGUGAGACCUCCUCGCAAGCAGACUCGGUCCUCCUGCAGGAGAUUCAGGCCUUGACUCAGACCUUCAACAACAACUGGUCCUAUGAAGGCCUGAGGCACAUGUCAGGGUCUGAGCUGACCGAGCUGCUGGAUCAGGUGGAGGGCGCCAUCCGGGACUUCUCAGAGGAGCUGGUGCAACAGCUGGCUCGCCGGGACGAGCUGGAGUUUGAGAAGGAGGUGAAGAACUCCUUCAUCACGGUGCUUAUUGAGGUUCAGAACAAGCAGAAGGAGCAGCGAGAACUGAUGAAAAAGAGGCGGAAAGAGAAAGGCCUGAGCCUGCAGAGUAACCGAAUAGAGAAGGGAAACCAGAUGCCUCUCAAGCGCUUCAGCAUGGAAGGCAUCUCCAACAUUCUGCAGAGUGGCAUCCGCCAGACCUUUGGCUCCUCAGGAACUGACAAACAGUAUCUGAACACAGUCAUCCCUUACGAGAAGAAAGCCUCCCCUCCUUCUGUGGAAGACCUGCAGAUGCUGACAAACAUUCUCUUCGCCAUGAAGGAAGAUAACGAGAAGGUGCCUACUUUGCUAACGGACUACAUUUUAAAAGUGCUCUGUCCUACCUAAACUUGCCCUUUGGAGCAGCCUGUCAGGAGGUCACUGAGCAAGAGUCAUUCCAUCGCAGGGACUGCAUGACACCACGUAACCUCCGACGUGUAUUUAAAUAUGUAUAGCUUAACCUGGAUUAAACACGAGCAAACGCGCGGGGUCCUUUGCUGUUGGCUUUAUCCUAGUAAUCAGUUGGAUGCAUGAUCAAGGGGCAAGCUGGGGAUGUCGCUUCCCCUCCGCCCGUGUUGGAGGAAGGCGGAUGCUUUCCCCAUUCAUUAUGUAGUCUGGCUCCAGCCCUCAAAAACAGCUUAUACUCUAAGACUAAUUUUGAAAUAAACCUUCAUUUAAUUAAUA
Molecule: messenger RNA, 1721 nt
Organism: Choloepus didactylus (southern two-toed sloth)
Lineage: Eukaryota; Metazoa; Chordata; Mammalia; Pilosa; Megalonychidae
Gene: FEZ1
Product: fasciculation and elongation protein zeta 1
Exons: 10
Coding region: 207-1385 (392 amino acids)
Cellular component (GO): axon; cytoplasm
Source: RefSeq, a predicted model, not a curated record